UUCAGUAGAAGAUUCUUUUUUAUCGGCGUCCAAAAAAUCCGAAAUUCCGGCAUCCAGUUCCGUCAAAUUUCAUUCAAUGAAGUCAGAAUCCCCCGUCGUUGAUAGAACCUCCGUCACCUUGAGGCUACAGCCCCCGCCUCCGCAAUCUCAGCCGUCCAAAAUCAUUUUGGCUGACCUCAACGUUGAUCCUCCUGAUUCCGACGGCAAUGAUUAUGUACCCGUCGCUGCUGUGUCUCCUACAAGUUUCUCCAGCCAUGUAAAGGAGUCCUUAUACCGGCAGAGGGUAAUAGCUGAUGAAAUAUUUCAGGAUAAGUUGAAAAAAGACAUAGAGGUUGCAGACACAGAAGAGCCUGAUCAUAAUGUUCAAGGUGUACCUUCGUCUCGGGAAGAAAAAGUUAGCAGCCUUAAAACUGGCUUGAUACACGUUGCACGAAAAAUGCCAAAGAACGCACAUUCUCAUUUUGUACUUGGCUUGAUGUAUCAAAGGAUGGGUCAGCCUCAAAAGGCAAUUCUGGCAUAUGAGAAAGCGGAAGAAAUUUUAGUUCGCCCUGAGGAAGAAAUAGAUCGGCCAGAGUUGCUUUCAUUAGUCCAGGUUCAUCGUGCACAGUGUAUUCUGCUUGGAACGUUGGAAGAUUGCAGUUCAGAUGAGGAAUUAGACCCUGAAGAGCUUGAAAAUAUUCUAGCUAAACUUAAGGAGGCUGUGAAAUCUGAUGUUACGCAGGUGUCUAUUUGGAAUGCUCUUGGCAUAAUACUUCUUAGAACUGGUCGUUUGCAGAGUGCUAUAUCAGUUUUCUCAACUUUGUUGGACAUAUCCCCAGACAACCUGGAUUGCCUUGGUAAUCUUGGAAUUGCUUGUCUCCGGAGUGGGAAUCUAGAGCUUUCAGAAAAGUGCUUCCAAGAUCUGCUUCUAAAAGAUCAGAACCAUCCUACUGCUUUAAUCAAUUAUGCUGCCCUUCUCUUAUAUAAAUUUGGUUCAGUAGUUGCAGUUUCAGGUGCGGGGGCAAAUGCUCUUGAUAGAACAACUGCAGAUCAAGUCAUUGCAGCCAAUGUGGCCAGAGAAUGUUUACUAGCAGCUUUAAAAGCGGACUCAAAAGCUGCUCACACUUGGACAAAUCUAGCUAAUGCUUAUUACUUGAUGGGUGAUCAUAGGAGCUCUGCCAAAUGCUUGGAAAAGGCAGGAAAAAUCGAGCCUAAUUGCUUAGCAACAAGAUAUGCGGUUGGAGUUCACCGCAUCAGGGAUGCAGAGAGGUCCCAGAAUCCCAAUGAGCAGCUCUCAUGGGCUGGGAAUGAAAUGGCCUCGAUACUAAGAGAAGGAGAUUCUACUUCAAUAGAGUCUCCAAUAGCAUGGGCUGGUCUUGCCAUGGUCCACAGGGCCCAACACGAAAUUGUGGCAGGAUUUGAAAUAGAGCAUAAUGAAUUGGUGGAAGUCAAGGAGCAUGCAAUCUACAGUCUAAAGCAAGCAAUAGCUGAAGAUCCUGCCGAUGCUGUUCAAUGGCAUCAACUUGGCCUUCAUAGUCUUUGUUCCCAACAAUUUAGGACGUCUCAAAAGUACCUCAAGGCUGCAGUUGCACGUCGUAAGGACUGCACGUAUGCCUGGUCAAAUCUUGGUAUUUCACUGCAACUGUCCGAGGAGUCUUCUCCAGCUGAAGAGGUUUAUAUACAGGCCUUGUCACUAGCUACAUCAAAACAAGCGCACACAAUAUUUUCAAACCUUGGGAACCUCUAUCGGCAGAUAAAACAGUAUGAACGUGCAAAGGCAAUGUUCACCAAAUCACUUGAACUGCAGCCUGGGUAUGCACCAGCUUUAAACAAUUUAGGUCUUGUAUGUGUUGCUGAAGGAAAAUGGGAAGAAGCCAAGAACUGUUUCAACAAGGCGAUCCAGGCAGAUCCACUGCUUGAUGCUGCUAAAUCCAACAUGUAUAAAGCUUCUAGCAUGUUCAAGAUGCAUACCAGCAUGUCAUGAUGUCUCUGAUUCAUUGUAUGAUAAUUUGCCCCCCUGUAAUUAUUUUGUACUGGGAAUUAUCAGCCAAAAGAAAAGGGAAAGAAAAAGAGGAGUAGAGAAUUGCAGAUUUUGAGAUUUAGAUAUCUCAGCUUUUUGGACUUCAGUUUGGAUAACUUAGCUCCUUCUGCAGUGUUAGCAAAGUAGAGGUUUCUUUCUUUAAACUUAUGUCUCCAGCUAUUUCAUUUCCACAUGACUGUACCUCCUGCGAUAGGUGUGACUAGCGCACCAGCGGUGGUCUCUGUUGAAUUUAAAAUUAAUAGGGAAAUUGAAAUUUUAGUCCCAGGAAUCCUUGUUGAGGUUGAUACAGGCACUUGUAAAUAAUUUAAAUUGCCUUUCA
Messenger RNA from Nicotiana tabacum (common tobacco), 2339 nucleotides. The record is from RefSeq and is a predicted model, not a curated record. NCBI's taxonomy places the organism in Eukaryota, Viridiplantae, Streptophyta, Magnoliopsida, Solanales, Solanaceae.